Molecule: messenger RNA, 2988 nt
Organism: Toxotes jaculatrix (banded archerfish)
Lineage: Eukaryota; Metazoa; Chordata; Actinopteri; Toxotidae
Gene: btbd3b
Product: BTB (POZ) domain containing 3b
Exons: 4
Coding region: 640-2193 (517 amino acids)
Biological process (GO): cerebral cortex development; dendrite morphogenesis; neurogenesis
Cellular component (GO): cytosol
Molecular function (GO): protein binding
Source: RefSeq, a predicted model, not a curated record
GCUGAGCAGAGCAACACAGCAUCCACGGCUACAGCAUCCUGCAGAUGACUCUGCUCCAUGGAGGAGAGGGAGGGGGAAAAAAAAAGAGAACAAGUGUUGGAGAGAAAAAGGUAGAUCCACAGAUGAAGAGAGACUGAGAGAAGCACAGAAGGAGUAAGAGUGGGAAAUGAAAGGAAUUGAGUAAACACCGCUGCCCGCCUGAGGACCACUGCAGCUGUACUAAAUCUGGGGCUGUCAGGCCAACCCUCAGCAGAGCAGUGAGUGAGAGAGGCAAGGGAGCAGAGGAGAAAAAGAAGUGAUUUGAAGAGCCGAUCACAUCGCUCUGGAAGAGCAAGAAUGGGAACCCCGAGAGCUUCUCCGUCAGCAGAUCAAACUUCACACAGGAAAAGUGCCUUUGCAUCACCAGUCUGAUCCUGCCUCUUAAGAGGAGUGAAGAAAACGAGCAAAACAAGAAAGUUAUCCUGUUAGUUUUCAAAAGGUGACACCUCACACCGGAUCUCUGGCUUCUGUCCGCUGAGUUCAGCUCAAGUCUCCGCUGUCCUCUUCCCAAAUCCCCCCUUGGUCCUCCCUCGCACCUGCCGGCUCCUGGUGAAUGUCUUCUCUGCAUGAACUCCCACUGCUCGGCAGUUGAACACACUCAUGGUCGAUGCCAAGGGAAGGAACAUGAAAUGUCUGACUUUCUUCUUAAUGCUUCCCGAGUCAGUGAAAAGCAAGUCAAGUAAGAGCUCCAAGAAAGGAAAUGCGAGUGGCAGCUCCAAGCUGCCCCCAGUCUGUUAUGAGAUAAUCACCCUGAGGAGCAAGAAGAAGAAGAAGAUGGCAGCGGACAUUUUUCCCACCAAAAAGCCGGCAUCCACCACCACAGUGCAACUGUACCAGCAGCAGAACCUCAACAACAACAACACCAUACAGAACUGUAACUGGCAGGGACUCUACUCCACUAUAAGAGAAAGAAAUUCUGUAAUGUUCAACAAUGAACUGAUGGCAGAUGUUCACUUUGUGGUGGGUCAACCUGGAAGAACCCAGCGGCUGCCAGGACACAGAUAUGUUUUGGCUGUGGGCAGCUCAGUGUUCCACGCCAUGUUUUAUGGUGAACUGGCUGAAAACAAGGAUGAAAUCCAUAUUCCAGAUGUGGAACCAGCAGCAUUUCUGGCCAUGUUAAAGUACAUUUACUGUGAUGAGAUUGACCUGAGUGCUGACACAGUGUUGGCCACUCUUUAUGCUGCCAAGAAGUACAUUGUCCCUCACCUGGCACGUGCCUGCGUCAACUUCCUGGAGACCAGUCUGAGUGCCAAGAAUGCCUGCGUGUUACUCUCCCAGAGCUGCCUGUUUGAAGAGCCGGAGCUGACACAGCGCUGCUGGGAGGUGAUUGAUGCCCAGGCCGAGCUGGCGUUACGCUCGGAGGGCUUCUGUGACAUCGACUCCCAGACCCUGGAGAGUAUCCUACAGCGAGAGACACUCAAUGCUAAAGAGAUAGUAGUGUUCGAGGCGGCGCUCAGCUGGGCUGAGGCUGAGUGCCAGAGACAGGAGCUCACCUCUUCAACUGACAACAAGCGUAAGGUUUUGGGCAAGGCCAUGUACCUGAUACGCAUCCCUACAAUGGCUCUGGAUGAUUUUGCCAAUGGGGCAGCCCAGUCGGGCGUGUUGACGCUUAAUGAGACCAAUGACAUCUUCCUGUGGUACACAGCAGCCAAGAAACCUGAGCUGCAGUUUGUCAGCCAGCCCAGGAAGGGCCUGACACCCCAGCGCUGCCACAGAUUCCAGUCCUGUGCCUAUAGAAGCAACCAGUGGCGUUAUCGGGGUCGCUGUGACAGUAUACAGUUUGCAGUGGAUAAAAGAGUUUUCAUCGCUGGGUUUGGACUGUACGGAUCUAGCUGUGGCUCAGCAGAGUACAGUGCCAAGAUUGAGUUGAAACGUCAGGGAGUCCUGCUGGGACAAAACCUCAGUAAAUACUUCUCUGAUGGUUCCAGCAAUACCUUCCCGGUGUGGUUUGAGUAUCCAGUCCAGAUCGAGCCUGAUACAUUCUACACUGCCAGUGUGGUUCUGGAUGGAAAUGAGCUGAGCUACUUUGGACAGGAAGGGAUGACAGAGGUGCAGUGUGGGAAAGUGACAUUUCAGUUCCAGUGCUCCUCGGACAGCACUAACGGCACAGGAGUGCAGGGGGGACAGAUUCCUGAGCUCAUCUUCUACGCUUGACAGGCCCUGUAUUUGACAUAUUUGACUGAUUUUCAGUGCACUUACGGAAACUAGAAAACGAUCACUUUGUGCAGAGUGUCACUUUCUGUUAUUUAUUUUUGUCACUACUGUGGAAAACCAACCAAAAAAAAAAAAAAAAAAAAUCUGAAAUCAGACCUGUGAAAGGGUCUUGUGGUGGUUUUGAUUUGGUAAAUGGUCCACUUGAGUAGGACCAGAUCUAUUUGCAGAUGUUGGAUUGUCAAAAUACGCGGAUGAACAAAAGUCCUACAAGAUUAAAAAUAUCUUGCACUAGACGUGCAUGUAUAUAUGAAUAUAUGUAAAUACUGAAAUGUAUAUGAUGCCGCAAUUGUGGCCAAUGCUGGCCACAAAGAUAUCUUAUAUGAUGAAUAUGCUACAGUAUGUUUAUUAUGUCUAUGCUUGCAUAGAAUGCACAUAUAGAGCAGCAAUACUUCACAUUCUAUAUUCUGCAAUGAGCAUUUCCUGUCAUGACUCAGUCUGGACCAUCAGCGUUGUAAUCGAAUUCAAAAAGGCUGUAUGAUACUCAAAGCAACAUUUCAAGCCAUGAUUACGGUCAAAAACACUGUUUGUCCUGUUGUAGUGUGUAAUACCCAUUAGGCAUUUGUAUUUGAGUGGUUUCAAUUGAAUCUGCAGCUUUUUGAUACUUUGAAUCUAGAUACAGGGCACUGAGAGAGGGCCUGAGGGGUCUUAGAUUAGGGAGCACUAGAUAUAAUGAGACACACAACCCCUACAGUAUCUCUCUGUAGCAUGUUGCUCUGCACCUACACUCAUCUCAGU